ACAGACAGACAGAAAGCUCUUCCUUUUCUGUUGGUUCACCCCCGAAGUAGCCGCUACGGCUGGCGUGUUGCAGCCAGCGUGCUGCACUGAUCCGAAGCCAGGAGCCAGGUACUUCUCCUGGUCUCCCAUGCGGGUGCAGGACCCAAGCACUUGGGCCAUCUUCCACUGCCCUCCUGGGCCACAGCAGAGAGCUGGACUGGAAGAGGAGCAAUCAGGACAGAACCGGCACUCUGACCGGGACUAGAACCCCGGGGUGCCGGCACCGCAGGCAGAGGAUUAGCCUAGUGAGCCAUGGCGCCGGCCAUUCCUAGGUUCUUAAAGAAAGGAUUGUAUAUUUAUUUUUCCUUUCAGGGAUUAGUAAAGGCUUUUGGACAAGGUGACUGUGGAUUCGUUUUUGAAUAUGCAUAGGAUCUUGUUUUGCUUCUUAGCUACAGUGAGUAUUGUCUCCUGUAUUAGUUGGCUAGGACUGCCGGAGUAAAAUGCCACAGGCUGGUGGCUUCAGCAACAGCAGUAUAUUCUCUGAGCGUUUGGGAGGCUGGACGUCCAAGAUCAGCACAGGUUUGAUUUCUCCUGAAGUCCCUCUCCUUGGCAGGCAGAGGCCUCCCUUCACUGUGUCCUCAACAGGGUCCUCACUCUGUGUGUGCACAUCCCUCUCAUCUCUCUCUGAAUCCCCUCUUAUAACGACCUCCAUGAGAUUGGGCGAGGGCCUGCCAUGAUGGCCUUAUUUCAACUUUAUCAGAACAGUGACAGUCUCUUCAAAUACAGCCACAUGAUGAUAUUCUGGAGCAUCAACAUAGGCAUUUAAAAAAUAUUUAUCUAUUUGAAAGUCAGAGUUACACAGAGAGAGAAGGAGAGGCCUUCCAUCCUCUGGUUCACUCUGAAACCAGGAGACAGGAGCUUCUUCGGGGUCUCCCAUGUGGGUACAGGGGCCCAAGGGCUUGGGCCAUUUUCUGCUUUCCCAGGCCACAGCAGAGAUCUGGAUCAGAAGUGGAGCAGCUGAGACUAGAAACGGUGCCCAUAUGGGAUGCUGGCAUUGCAGGUGGCAGCUGUACCCACUAAGCCACAGCGCCGGCCCCAACAUAGGCAUUUUGGAGGAACACAAUUCAGACAUAAAACUCCCAUGGGGUGUUUGGAAAUGUGUUAAUGUAUUCUUAGGAGUUGCAGUGACUGUGGAGUGUUACUCUCACUCAAUGGGCAGUGCCAGGAUUGCUAAACAUCUUGUUGUAUAGGAGAGAGCCCUGCAUGACAAAGAAUUGCCUGCCACGGAGGCCAACAAUUCCACUGAUGGAAGCUCCAAGGGGAAGGUUUGGCCCAGACCCUGGGAUAGUAUCCAUAAUGAUGGCUCUGUGAUUGAUAGAGUGUGCCCUUCUUAUACUACUUUCUACUCUCCCUUCUUCACUCCCUUCUCAGUUGGUUCCCUCAAUCAGUAUGGUUAAGCCCCAUGAAGCUGGUAUAAUGAACAAAUGGAUUUAACUGUAGAGGGCUUGGGUGGGAGUUUUGAUUCCCCAGUUUCUGGGAAUAAUGAGGAAUUUGUGCAUCCUGUUUUUCCCUAACUCAUCUGUGACUCUUAGACUGAAAUAACAACCCCCCUGUUAAAAAAUGACUCUUGCCUUGCCUCUGGGCUUGCACUGAUACGAAAUACAAUUGCAUGCAGAGCUUCAUACAAGUUCUCCAACAACCAGGGCAUGAAUUAGUAGCCAGAAAUAUGCCUCCAGCAUGUGAGGGCUCUAGCAUUUUCCCCAUUGGCUUUUGGUUUCAGCUUGCUCCCUUUUCUGUCCUAGGGGGUCCCUUGUUACUUUCCGCCGUUUGGUAAAAACGAAGGUAACAGGAUCAUUCAGUCUCCCUUUCUAGUUGAGAGCAUUGUAAUGCUCUGCAAAUAUGAUCACACUCAUUAGAGUAACCAUAGGUUGUUAAUUAAAUUAUAAACCAAUGUAUCAUACCAAUGUUAGGAAUAACAAACAAAUGAGCCUAUUUCUUAGGCAUUCACUGCCCAGACAGCGUUCCAUUUAUGAUUUCUUGAGUCAUGCUGAAUUAUUCAGUCUUCGUUUUACAAUUUCAACAUCUAGGAGAAACAAAAAACUGUAACAAUUGCCACUAUAAUACAUAAAUAAAAAUGAAUAAUUCAGAACUCCUGUCUUAUUUUAUUCUCCCCUGUCUGACUGAUCCCAGCUUUGCUUUCUAUUUCACAGUACUCAGCGAGGUAGGCAGAGAAUUUUCAGGUUUAGCUAUAAAGAUGUAGAGCCUUUGAGUGAUUUGCCCCAGAAGAGCCAUUCCUGAGCUGCUAGAAACCCACAGCCUGAUUUAAUCCUCUUUAACAUAUGUAUGUGUGCGCAUGUAUACAUAUGUAUACACAUACAUGCAUACAUACAUGUAGUUAUGAAUAAAUCAGCUUUCCUGACUAUUCAUCAUUCAUCAAGAGAUUAAAAACAAUCAAAACCUGUUACUGAUCAGUGAGAUUCUCCUAUAUUAUAUUCUCCUGUGAAAAAUUUUCCUAGCAACUGUAGCUUUGAGUUCUUAGGUUUUAUGCAUUUGUACAUUACACAUGUGCUAAGGUCAGUGUUCCAAGUUCAUUUUAUCAGGUAGAGAAAACUGAAAACAGGAAUGGGAUUCCAAGAGUGGCAGCUGCAAUCCCCUAGCUGGUGUGUGGGCUCGGCUGCUGGGCCAGGAGCCUUUCUGGUGUGCUCUGUCAAGUUCCCAAGCAUCUGCUGGCUAACAGGAAUCCUGACCUUUGGUUUGCUCCUGGUCAGUGGGCACUGCUCCAGCUCAGAGCACACGUCGCAGAGCUGGAUUCCCGACUGGUGCACCACUGGCUGCCACUUACCUCCUCAGAGAUCAGAGAAAAAGCACGAGGGAUACAAAGCUUGCCAAAGGGCCCAUGCUCCCUUCGGCAGGAUUUUUCUACCCGAUUCUAGAAGGCCAUUUCCAAACUUUUAUUCUCAUUUGAAAAUCAUAACCAAAUGGUAGAAAUGGAAAAAGAAAAUCCUACCUAACCCUCCACUGGCCACAAAAUGUAAUGAUUAGGGAAAGAGCUCAUGUGUACUCUAAUAAUUAAUUGACUCUUAAGGAUUUAUUUGCUGGCAUUCCAGGCAGGCAAAAGUAGAUAACUAUGCCCAAUGAAUAAGAUUAGUGAGCCUAUCUCAUUAAUAUAUAACUUGGCAAGAUUUUUAAUUUUGCAAUUUGAAGUGUAAGGAUUGUGAUCUUGAUAGAUUUUUGUUUUUCACUUGUUUACCCCCAUCCCCUCCCCUGAAAGAGGAGGACAUAUCUGGAUCAUUUUUUUCUUUUCUGUCAUGGGCAUUAAUGUAUGUUAAGAUAACCCAAUUAAUACCUGGUAAGCCCCCACCUCUGCACAUAGCCUUUAGUCGUUGGUGGGGGAUUUGGGGCACUGUGCUGUGGAGGUGGGUGUUGGAGAGAAAAGGGAGAGAUGCUUCAGUUUCGAAGGCCUGGAGGCACAGAGUCACAGAGAGCUGUUUCCAUGGCAGUGCUAUGGAAACCAGGUUCUGCCUCUCACUCCUUCCCAGAGUGGAAUUUCCAUGCUUCAUGUAGCAUGGGCUCCAAAACAGCCUGCUGGCAUCUUAUCCAAGCUGACGUUCUCUUUGCAACCUCAUUGUAACCCCUUGUUCUGGCCGCUUUUAAGUGGGGGGAAAUGGAAAGUAGGAACUCAAUCCAAAACACAGGAUGAAUCCUCCAUGUUCUUCCAGUUUGGCCCGUCCAUCGAACAGCAGGCUUCUGUGAUGCUCAACAUCAUGGAAGAAUAUGACUGGUACAUCUUUUCUAUCGUCACCACCUAUUUCCCUGGCUACCAGGACUUUGUAAACAAGAUCCGCAGCACCAUCGAGAACAGCUUCGUGGGCUGGGAGUUGGAGGAAGUCCUCCUACUGGAUAUGUCCCUGGAUGAUGGAGAUUCUAAGAUCCAGAAUCAGCUCAAGAAACUCCAAAGUCCCAUCAUUCUUCUUUAUUGUACCAAGGAAGAAGCCACCUACAUCUUUGAAGUGGCGAACUCAGUAGGGCUGACGGGCUAUGGCUACACAUGGAUUGUGCCUAGUCUGGUGGCAGGAGAUACAGAUACCGUGCCCUCAGAGUUCCCCACUGGACUCAUUUCUGUAUCGUAUGACGAGUGGGACUAUGGUCUGCCUGCCAGAGUGAGAGAUGGGAUUGCCAUCAUCACCACUGCUGCUUCUGACAUGUUGUCUGAACAUAGCUUCAUCCCCGAGCCCAAAAGCAGUUGUUAUAACACUCACGAGAAGAGAAUCUACCAGUCCAAUAUGCUAAACAGGUAUCUGAUCAAUGUCACUUUUGAGGGGAGAAAUCUGUCCUUCAGUGAAGAUGGCUACCAGAUGCAUCCAAAACUGGUGAUAAUCCUUCUGAACAAGGAGAGGAAGUGGGAGAGGGUGGGGAAGUGGAAAGACAAAUCCCUGCAAAUGAAGUACUACGUGUGGCCCCGCAUGUGUCCUGAGACUGAAGAACAGGAGGAUGACCACCUGAGCAUUGUCACCCUGGAGGAGGCACCAUUUGUCAUUGUGGAGAGUGUGGACCCUCUGAGUGGAACCUGCAUGAGGAACACAGUCCCCUGCCAGAAGCGCAUCAUCUCUGAGAAUAAAACAGAUGAGGAGCCAGGCUACAUCAAAAAAUGCUGCAAGGGGUUCUGCAUUGAUAUCCUUAAGAAAAUUUCUAAAUCUGUGAAGUUCACUUAUGACCUUUACCUGGUGACCAAUGGCAAGCAUGGGAAGAAAAUCAAUGGAACCUGGAAUGGUAUGAUUGGAGAGGUGGUCAUGAAGAGAGCCUACAUGGCAGUAGGAUCACUCACCAUCAAUGAAGAACGCUCAGAGGUGGUCGACUUCUCUGUGCCCUUCAUAGAGACUGGCAUCAGUGUCAUGGUGUCGCGCAGCAAUGGCACUGUGUCCCCUUCUGCCUUCUUAGAGCCAUUCAGUGCGGAUGUGUGGGUCAUGAUGUUUGUGAUGCUGCUAAUCGUCUCAGCUGUGGCUGUCUUUGUCUUUGAGUACUUCAGCCCUGUGGGUUAUAACAGGUGCCUCGCUGAUGGCAGAGAGCCAGGAGGUCCAUCUUUCACCAUUGGCAAAGCUAUUUGGUUACUCUGGGGUCUGGUGUUCAACAACUCCGUACCUGUGCAGAACCCAAAGGGGACCACCUCCAAGAUCAUGGUGUCGGUGUGGGCCUUCUUUGCUGUCAUCUUCCUGGCUAGCUACACUGCCAACUUAGCUGCCUUCAUGAUCCAAGAGGAAUAUGUGGACCAGGUUUCUGGCCUGAGUGACAAAAAGUUCCAGAGACCUAAUGACUUCUCACCCCCUUUCCGCUUUGGGACAGUGCCCAAUGGCAGCACAGAGAGGAAUAUUCGCAAUAACUAUGCAGAAAUGCAUGCCUACAUGGGAAAGUUCAACCAGAGGGGUGUGGAUGAUGCCUUGCUCUCCCUGAAAACAGGGAAACUGGAUGCCUUCAUCUAUGAUGCAGCAGUGCUGAACUACAUGGCAGGCAGAGAUGAAGGCUGCAAGCUGGUGACGAUUGGAAGUGGGAAGGUCUUUGCUUCCACAGGGUAUGGCAUUGCCAUACAGAAAGAUUCUGGGUGGAAGCGCCAAGUGGACCUUGCUAUCCUGCAGCUCUUUGGAGACGGGGAGAUGGAGGAACUGGAAGCUCUCUGGCUCACUGGCAUUUGCCACAAUGAAAAGAAUGAAGUCAUGAGCAGCCAGCUGGACAUUGACAACAUGGCGGGUGUUUUCUACAUGUUGGGGGCAGCCAUGGCUCUCAGCCUUAUCACCUUCAUCUGCGAACACCUUUUCUAUUGGCAGUUCCGGCAUUGCUUUAUGGGUGUCUGCUCUGGCAAGCCUGGCAUGGUCUUCUCCAUCAGCAGAGGAAUCUACAGCUGCAUCCAUGGGGUGGCCAUCGAGGAACGCCAAUCUGUGAUGAAUUCCCCCACCGCUACCAUGAACAACACACACUCCAACAUCCUGCGCCUGCUCCGCACAGCCAAGAACAUGGCGAACCUGUCUGGUGUGAACGGCUCCCCACAGAGCGCCCUGGACUUCAUCCGCCGCGAGUCAUCCGUCUAUGACAUCUCUGAGCACCGGCGCAGCUUCACACACUCUGACUGCAAGUCGUACAACAACCCGCCCUGCGAGGAGAACCUCUUUAGCGACUACAUCAGUGAGGUGGAGAGAACGUUUGGCAACCUGCAGCUGAAAGACAGCAACGUGUACCAAGAUCACUACCACCACCAUCACCGACCACACAGCAUCGGCAGUGCCAGCUCCAUCGACGGGCUCUACGACUGUGACAACCCACCCUUCACCACCCAGCCAAGGUCCGUCAGCAAGAAGCCCCUGGAUAUCGGCCUGCCCUCCUCCAAACACAGCCAGCUCAGCGACCUCUACGGCAAGUUCUCCUUCAAGAGCGACCGCUACAGCGGCCACGACGAUUUGAUCCGCUCUGACGUCUCGGACAUCUCCACCCACACGGUCACCUAUGGAAACAUUGAGGGCAACGCGGCCAAGAGGCGUAAGCAGCAAUAUAAGGAUAGCCUGAAGAAGCGACCAGCCUCGGCUAAGUCCCGGCGGGAGUUCGAUGAGAUCGAGCUGGCCUACCGCCGCCGACCACCCCGCUCCCCUGACCACAAGCGCUACUUCAGGGACAAGGAAGGGCUACGAGACUUCUACCUGGACCAGUUCCGAACAAAGGAGAACUCACCUCACUGGGAGCAUGUGGACCUGACCGAUAUCUACAAGGAGCGGAGCGAUGACUUCAAACGUGACUCUGUCAGCGGAGGAGGGCCCUGUACGAACAGGGCGCACCUCAAACACGGGACCGGGGAGAAACACGGUGGGGUCGGCGGGGUGCCAGCCCCCUGGGAGAAGAACCUGACCAAUGUAGACUGGGAGGACCGGUCUGGGGGCAACUUCUGCCGCAGCUGCCCCUCGAAGCUGCACAACUACUCCACGACCGUGGCAGGUCAGAACUCGGGCAGGCAGGCGUGCAUCCGGUGUGAGGCUUGCAAGAAAGCAGGCAACCUGUACGACAUCAGCGAGGACAACUCCCUGCAGGAGCUGGACCAGCCGGCUGCCCCUGUGGCGGUGCCAUCCAAUGCCUCUGCCACCAAGUACCCUCAGAGCCCGACUAAUUCCAAGGCCCAGAAGAAGAACCGGAACAAACUGCGCCGGCAGCACUCCUACGACACCUUCGUGGACCUGCAGAAGGAGGAAGCCGCCCUGGCCCCGCGCAGCGUGAGCCUGAAAGACAAGGGCCGAUUCCUGGAUGGGAGCCCCUACGCCCACAUGUUCGAGAUGCCAGCUGCUGAGAGCACCUUUGCCAACAACAAGUCCUCAGUGCCCGCCGCCGGACACCACCACCACAACAACCCCGGAGGCGGCUACAUGCUCAGCAAGUCUCUCUACCCUGACCGGGUCACGCAAAACCCUUUCAUCCCCACUUUUGGGGACGACCAGUGCUUGCUCCAUGGCAGCAAAUCCUACUUCUUCAGGCAGCCCACGGUGGCGGGGGCGUCGAAAGCCAGGCCAGACUUCCGGGCCCUUGUUACCAACAAGCCGGUGGUCUCGGCCCUCCAUGGGGCUGUGCCAGGCCGUUUCCAGAAGGACAUCUGUAUAGGGAACCAGUCCAACCCCUGUGUGCCUAACAACAAAAACCCCAGGGCUUUCAAUGGCUCCAGCAAUGGGCACGUUUAUGAGAAACUUUCUAGUAUUGAGUCUGAUGUCUGAGUGGGGGAAGAGAGAGGUGAAGGUGGGUAUGGGAGGGGGAGGGGUGUGGGUCAACUUGGUUCCCAUUUGCUCCUUUAUUGUUGUUUUAAUUCACUCAUGGGAUCCUGGAGUUCUGGUUCCUACUGAGGGCAACCCUGGUGACCAGCACCAUCUCUCUUCCCAUUCGCAGUUCUCCCCCACCUUCCCCAUCUGUCAGCCGUUCCUGUUCCCAGGAGAGGAUGAAGUAGGAGGGUAGACAGGAGAGAGGAAGGACUGCACAGGAGCUUCCUCCUAGCAUAGAAGAACUCUGCCAUCAUCUACUUUGAGUGAAGCUAGGAGAAAGGAGAGGAGGCAUCUGAACUCUGGAGUAGCCUUUCCCAAAUGAAUCUUUGCACUUAGGUGAGGAAGCAAAUGCAUCGAAUGAAGGCCAUUUAGCAAACUGCUUGGGAGUGAACAGAGGCUUUUGCUAAAUUCUGGUUGCAUAGAUCAUAUCUGCCUAGAGAUCACGUGCCAAGGGGGAAGGUGGGACAUGUUUGUAUAUAAGCCAAAACAACAUUUGCUUCCACUCCAUGAGACUGAUUAGUGGUGAGUUAAAAUAAAAGGCCCUUGGUGGAGGAGUAGAUUCCUGAACAAAUUGAAGAGCAUGCUAUCAUAGUGCUCUGCAGUGUGUUGGAAGCAAAACAGGUAGAUUGCGGUUGCCUGUAUCCGUGGACAUCUGCACGUGGUUGCAAUCAGGUGCCCCUACUUGCAGAGAAGGCAACCUUGACACAUUACGCUGUUUCUUUCUAUAUCCCUCAGCAACGUGCUUGGUUUGGCUUAUGUGCAAGCAGAGAUGGUCAUAAGAUACCUGAAUAUUGUCUCUCUCUCCCCCCUUCGCCUUUCCUGAAUGAGGAUAAGGUAGGGGCUAGACAAAAAAGGUGGUGAGACAAUCCUAUGGCGAUUCCUCAGUGAUUGCCAACAAUUUCAGCCAGUCUGGACCAACAACUUUCUGGAAAGCUAAAGGGAGCUAGAUGCAGCCAUGAUUCUUGAGAGCAAAAGAUUCCAUAAGGCUCUUUUGGGCUUUUAGACCCUCAACUGGCCAAGGCAUGGGGUGGAACUUAAAGGCUUGGAAGAAGAGGGGAGUCGUCCAGGGUAGGGUAAGUGAGAGAGGGGGAUGUUUUCAAUGCUUUGAUCCCUUCUUACUUAACCUGGAGCUAGAAGAGCAGUCUUGUUCCCCCAGAACUGAUUGGAACCCUAAUGGAACAGACAGCUGAGAGAGAAAGCCCACCUCCACGCAGACAGCUCAGGAUGCAGGGGGACGAGGGUCAUGAGUGGGGGAGGCCAGGAGGGGAACGACUUUCCCAUUGGACCCAGCUUCCUGGGAGUGUGACUUGAGCCCCGUGUGAACACUGUUGGUAGAAGCCCUUCCCCCCUCCUACAAUACCUCCUUUCCAUUCCAGAUUGUACCAUUCAAGAAUAAAAAGGAAAAACAAAUGUGUAAAACUCCAGGGAUUGAGGGUACUGGCAGACACGAUGCCCCCUUUGCUGAAAGUUGGAAAAUCAAGAAGGGAAAUGAUUAUCUGUCACUGCCGGUCCUGAAACUUGGGGUAAGGGUGUUCUAGGGGUCUGGCCAUCCUACCCUUAUGCGGGGUGGCAUCCAAAGAGCCCUGAGUCACUGUGGAAGCUGGACUGCAGGAUCGCCACGUUGCACACAGGACACACAACCUAGAAAGGUGCUCAUCCUCCUCUGACGGAAGCUGCCAUGUCUCCUCCAGUCACACCCCCCAGGGCUGGUCUUUGCCUUCCUGUUUGCCCUGCCUCCUGGUCCUUCCUCAUCCCCACCCUUUUCCUGGAUUUGUACCUCAGUCUCUUUCAUUUCCAAGCCACCUGAAGGCCUUGUAAAGUUUUUCUUUCUAAACGAACGUGGGGGCAAGGGGCUGAACCUCUCACAGAUUUGGCGGGAGGAACACGGAGUGCUUUGCUUAGGUUCAAGGAAAGAAAAGACUUGAGAGAGAGGACAGAGGGUGUGGGGCCACCCCAGGAGGAAGGAGGCGAAUGGCUGAUCAGCACUGCUUCUCCCAGGCUCUGUCCAGGGCCAGGGGCUCAUUCCCUCCUCCCUCUUCCUCUUACCUCACCCCUCUCAAGUAAAACCACCAAACCAACUAACCUAGCGAACAGCAGUCUAGAACCAUGGGGGCUCUGUCAGGCUCCACAGUGACAGAAAUGAAGAUGGUGUUUAUUUCAUAUGUAAAUAUUUUGUUUUCUAAUUAAUUUUGUAUAGAUAAAGUGUUCUCUUGUCAGUAUUCAGGGUGUUGGGCUGGAGGGAGUGGGGUGGGGAGUGAAGGGGAAGACAAGUGUUUUGUUACUGGGUUUUCAUUUUCCACUGGGGGAAGUGUUUUGUACGGCAUUUGCUUCAGGGUGUCUAGAAGAUGUGAAUGAGAAGAGAAGCCACAGUGGUGGAAGAGCCCCUCCCCCCGGACCCUCCCCAGCCAGUCUUCUUGUCAGCCUGUAUGGGAAGAGCUCCUGAGCUUCGGCCUGGACUUUGCGCAGGCUCUGAUGUGGCUCUUAAGCAAACCUCAGGUCUAACUCAGAGCUGCAAGGUAGACUAUGGCUUUCCAGCAUUCCAUAAAAAAGGAGCUGGUGACGCCAUCAUUUUCCUGUCAGUAGCCACAGUAGUCAAGAUUUUUAAAGGGCUUAAAUAGAAUCGAGGUCAAAUUAGCCUCCCUUUCUUGGUGUGGCUGAGAGAUUUCAGGAUAUUCAACCCUGAGAACUCGCCUGGCAGUCUCCUCUGAUGUUUGACAACCAUCUGGGUUGCUCUGAUCUUCUUCCUCACCCCUGCGCCUUGCCCCUUGCCCCAGCCUACCCCCUCACUGCCCUUAGAAAUCAGUACUGCAAGCACACCCAGAAGUGUCCCGUAACUGGGCUUUCUGAAGCAUGUGACAUCAUCAUGAGAAGUAGCACUGGGUAUGGGUCUCACUAAUUUGCAUACUUUUCUAGAAAAGAUGACCAGAGUCCACAUGCUCAAAAUUCAGUGGCUAGAUGGCUCCAUUAGAAAGGUCGCUGAAGCUCCUUUUAGAGGUAGGAAGGUGGGGUAUAUGAGGGAUGGUGCCAAUGGAGGCUUUCUAUUUGCCUUGUCCUCAUUACUGCCAUCAGGAAGGUGCUAUUUGCCUUGUGCCAGGUGUUCGAAACCUGACCUUGGGUUAACCAGACAAAUAGAAUUUCUUUCACUGAACCGUUGGUUUUGUAAAGGGUUGCAGCCUCUCUUUACCACAGGAUGAAAUUUGCAAAUUCAUUUCCCCAUCAUAUUAUGUUAUUUGUUCCCCUAUCCCCCCAUUAUCAGAAACUGUCAGAUGGAUCAUUUUUCUAAACCUCUUAUUUGGCCCCAAUUUGUCACUUUUCUUGAACUAGAUGCUUGAAUUGAGACCAAGUAAGAUAUUCACAGGCUGUUCAAGACAGCUAAAAGAAAGGAUGGGCUGAGCACUGUCAAAUUCUAGAUGCUACUUAAUUAUAGAAUAACAAGCCAGUAAAAUGCAUAAGGAAGAAUUCAGUAGUAAGCCCUGUCUAUAUCACAGAUGGGUGUGGAUCAAAGCCCAACCUAUCCAAAACUGUGAGAUUCUGCAGAUAUCCUCAGGAGCAUCCAAGCUUCCAAUGUUCUUCAGAAUCCAUGCUUCCUCUCUCAUACCCUCUAUCAUCCCCUUGUGUUGUAGAAGUGGGGUGCUCGGUGUGGUCCUACAUCACUCCUUUUGGUGGCAAUGCUGAAGUCUCAGCAUUUCCACUGACCUCAAUCUGACCCUUGAAUUUGCCUGAAUCAAGAUUGUGCACACCCUUCAGAGUGAUGCAUGUACAGUGGACCUUGUUAUUUCAAAAUUUAUCACUGUGUACCCUCAGCCAGAACUUGGGAAACCUUACUGUGUGCUCCCCUGUACUGGCCACAGCCAUGUAGUGAUUGGGGGAAAAUCCCAAAUGAUUCCAUUAAAUGUUGGUGGUGUCAGUAGUGCCAAAACGCAUGUGUAAUAUGAUAAAAUAGGAGUCGUCUAUACAGUUAGGUGAAUAUCACCCGCCCAGUCUUCCAUGGUCAUCCAGAGUUGCCCAAGGGAGAACUGUCUGCAGAGUGCUGGUCACCUGCACAUCUCAUUUAAGAACGGGGGUUUGUUUUUGCUUUUUAGUUGGUUCACAUUUCAGGGACAGAAUAACUAGAUUGUUUGGGCUGCCUUUGGACAAGCAAUUCCAGGAUUCACUUUGUUUCCAUCACCCUCUCCCCAAGCAGAACAAAGCAACAAAAAACUCUUGUCAAUGCUUGACACCCUGUGCAUGUCUAUCUUGAUGUGUUAGGAAUAAUGAUGUCACUGCAGUGCUGUUGAUUGACCAUAUUGUAUGUGCGCAGGAGGCUGCUAAACACUUGGAUAGGGGCAUUGCUUUCUUCACUGGGGUGUCAGAGACUCUUCUUCCUGUCUAAGUAACUCUUUCUGGAGGAGAAGCAGGUAGUGGUUGACAGUUACACUGCAGUGGGCCUGGCCUUACAAAUGACCUAUGGCCCCUGGUGUUAUUUUUGAGGUCCUGAAAAGGCUUUUUUCCAAUGACUGGCUUCCCGCACAGAUUGCUUGCUUUAGCACCAAGAUGCUCACCUGUCAUUUAAGUAAAAGUAGUCCCAGGAAGGAUGAUGUAUUAAGCCAUAUUAAGAAUUUUUACAUUUAAACACCUAAUGUACAUUAGGACUCUCAUGCCUUCUUCUGGGAAUAGUUAUGAUACAAGAGAAGAGAAACAGCAGGGAACACCAAGUAACAGCAGGGAGCAAGGAUACAGGUUCUAGAAGGCAAAGCCAUUUAAACUGUAAGUUCAUCUUCCACCUGCUUUUACUUAAGGCUUGACACUGAAAUAGGUGAAAACAAUUCCUAGCUGGGUAUCCAAAGUGUGUAGCUUAAGAAUUGCUAAAUUCAGUAUCUUGUAGGGCAGGUUAAGGGCUGCGACUCUACCUAUAGCAAACGGAAGACUGAGCUUCUCCUCCAUUGCAGGUUACUGACUAGACAGCUAGAAACACCAAAUUGAAAUAAUGGCAUAAUAAAACUUGCUUUAAUUAUCUGUUUUAUGUCCCAGUUCAAUUAAUAUUCCAUUCAGCUGAGUCCUAUACUCUAUUUUCUCACCUCCAUUCAAGGUGUCCAGUUGUCCCAACACAUUAUGAACUGCUUAGGAGCCAGUUGACCACCAGGUGCUACUUAAUUUGUGGAACAAUUUUUUUGGCUUACCCAAUGCUGAGGAUUACACUAAAAUGCAGAUUUGUCAAUCUGAAAAAUUCCAUACUGAUUGAUCUAGGAUUUUUAUUCUAGUUUGGGAGUUCUAGUGUUAUAUACAAAUCACAGGAUAUCAGUAUACAUCCCACCCUUAUCCCAUUGACUCAGUCACACAGAGGCCCUUAAGUUUUAAGACUUGGAAUACACAACCUAUCUAUUCCCAUGACAAAGGCCCCCACCAGAAACCUCAAGUGAAAGCCAGUGCUAUUUAUAUGCUUGGAAAGAUUGGUGAAGUAAUGUUGAAGCAAGGAAGAAGAAUUUUGUUCAGAGUGAUGGGUUAGGAUAGCAAUACUUGGAAUAAGUCAUAGAAUUUAGAAAUCCUCCAUGUUUCUCUGGUAUGUCCCUCUCUGUCCACCACGGGAUUCAUCACAGUGAGUUUCUGGCACUGUUCCAUGCUUUAAAAUAUAAUUACUAGUGUAAUUAGGAGGGUGAGGACCCCUGGUGAGAACUAAAGGUAGAAAGCAGAGUGGAUGAAUAGAAUUCCUCACAGCCUAGGGACAGUGAUGUGCAGAAUGUGUUUUGGCAAAGGGAAAAGAAAUGAAACGCAAUGCAAGGAUUCAGGGUGCAAUUAAGAUGUACAACACUAAGUCUAUUAUAUCACCAUUAUUUUAAAGAUUUAGUUUCUACUCCUUAAGCCUGAAUUCUCUUCAUGUGUAAUUAUUUUACUAUUGUGAUUUAGUGGGUGGAGCAGAUUCCAGUACCAUGAAGGAGAUAAAACGUUAGUUUGUGCUCAAUAAACAUAGGUUUACUGAACUAUGUCCCUGCACUAAUGCUGCAAAGGCUAUAAAAGAUUUUGAAAUAGACUAUAUUCUAUUCACAUAGAAUAUAUGAAUGAAUAAGUAUAAAAUAUUUAAAUAUGUAUAUUGUGUAUACAUAAAUAGGUGUGCCUGGAUGUGUAUUAUGAUACAUGCAGGUUGAAUAUUUUCUGGUUUCAGGGUGUGAGUCAAUGAUACACCUUAUGAUAUUUUUAAAAAUGCUGCAGAGAUUCAGCUUUGUGCAUCAUGACCACUCCUGGACUUUUUUUUUUUUUUUCCCCAUUAUUGCACCUCCCAAGGCUACAACUCUGGCAUUCCAUCUCUGACCACAACCUUGCAUAUAUUUUUUUAAAUUGUCUGCAUUCUUUCAAGCCCUCUCUGGUAUUCUGCGUAACUCUAUCCGGCUUCCCCCUUUGGUCACUGGAAAAGCUACUGACUAUGUUCACCCACAGCAGCAGUACUCUCUUCUUCCUCUUGCAUUUCACCACACUUACCUUGCUUAUCGAACAUUGUAGCCCAUCACCCAUCCCCAUGGCAGGAAAAGAAGUUCUUAAAUCUAUGCCAAAGAGCACAUAUGCAAUCCAGUGAAUCUCAACUGAACCCUACUGGCUUGGACAUCUUCAUUAUUUCUCCCAUGUUGACUCCAUGUCACAUUCUCUAAGUAUUUCUUAAAUUUGUUGUUCAUCAUCCUCUCUUUUACUUCAUCUCUUUCCCAUUGUGUCCCCAAGAAAAAAUAUGAUCACAUUUUGAUGGAAGCCCUCCUCUACCUUAUUUUCUGCCCUUCACCCUGAUCCCUCCAUCUUCCCACCCAACUCGUUGGUACUCUGAUGCCCCUCUGACCUCUUCUGAGAGGUGCUCCAGCCAAUAGUCCCUGUCCCUGCUGCAUCUUCAAUCCCUUCCACACAUGUGUAACCAUCUCUAAAGAUAAGCCUUUCUUCAUUCCAGUGAGACUCUUGGAUUCCUGACCUGUCUCUUGAUCGUUUUGCUUCCAAACUUCUCAGAGACAUAGCUUUCUUUCUUCCUCUUCCAGCAGUCAAGGCUUUAUAACUGGACUGCAUUCUGCAUGCUGUGGAAAACUACUCUCUGGUAACAUCCAAUCAAUUAACUUCUUGUUACAAGACCAAUAAAGUCCCCUACCCCCAAAUCUUCAUCCAACAUUAACUUAAAUUUAAAAUGAGCAUUUUAUCCUGUUUUUAGUCUUAGCUCUCUCAUCCUUUGAUCCAUCACUUGUUCCUCUUCUUCCUUCUACUCCCCAGCAGGGACUUCCCAUGUUCUGAGCUUAGCACUUCUUUUCUCCAUGCUUCCACAGCAAUCUUUCUCUGUCUUCUCCAAGUUCAAUUACUAUUUGAAUGAAGGUGAAUUCCCAAUCUUAACUCCUAAGCUUCAUGCGCAUAUUUCAAUCACUUCCCAGGCAACCAACUUCAUAUUGACUCAACUGUCUAAGACCAUCGUUGAAACCAGAAUUACCAAGUUCCCUAUUUUUGAUAAUGAUACCUCCAUUCCUUCUGUCACCAAAGCAUUUCAGAUACUUCUGACUCCUUCACUUCCUCAUCUUAAGCAUCUAUUCGGUUCAUUCUUACACCCAAUGUUUUCAUUAUUCCCUUUGCAUUCAUGCCUUUUCCUUUAGACUGGAUUAUUCAAAGUCCUUUAGUAUUGUUCUAAGAUUUUAGAUUUGAAACAACUCUUAGCAAUACUCAUUUCCUAAAUACAAAGUAGAUGUCAUUCUUCAACUCAAAACACAACUUUUGAAGGGCUUCAUUUGCCACAGAUUGUCAGCAAGAAUAGUUUGUUAUUUGCCUAUACGAGUAUGCUGUGACUCAGACAUGCUGAAUCUGAUGCAUGUCCCUUAAACUUUCCCAUACCAACUGAUUUUCUAGUUGUCACUCUUACUAGUAUUUGCUUUGCCCAAAAUACUCUCCUCCUCAUCUCCCAUCUCCUUCCUUAUAUAACAUCCAUCCUAAGUCUUCAAAGACCAGAAAUCAGACAGUGGUCAUCUUGUCUACCUUUCUUUAUCCCUCAUCUAGAGAAAAUAUUCAGACAUUUUGAAAAUGGACAUAGUAAUUUAUCUCCCUUAGUGACUAUUAUCAAAGACCAUCUUAUUUCAUAGUCAUGUGGUUACAUGUCUCAUCUCACCUGGCUGUAUCACAGACUCCCUGUGGUCAGAGUGAUGUGUUUAUUCAUCUCCUUAUUCUAUUUCACUUAAAGAUCCUUGUAAAGAAAGGCUCUAGUAAAUAUUGGAUAUUAUAAUUGAGGAGAGGUCAUUUUAUUUAGCCUACAGGAUACUUGAAUCUGCACAAAAACCUAAGGAUGAGUACCCUACACACAUUUCUAUUUUUGCACACAUCAGCACAGUAAUACACUGCAUGCAUACAUUUCCAUAUUAAUUACUACUUUCAAGUGGGAAUUUGAAGCUGUUCCAUGACUGUUCCCUGGAGCACCACAUAUGUUCAAAGUAAGUGACAGAGGCCAUGAAGGAUAUUGAUCAAAUGUUUGAUAUCAAGAGUUUUCAGAUGCAUUGAGUGGAGUUUGUAUCCAGACACUCCACUUCCAGACUGAGUCUCUAACAGCCUGACCUAUGCUGGAAUUGAUCAGACUCUGAUCCAACACAUACAAUGCAUAGUUUUUUAUUUUUUGUUUUAAGAGUACUAGAGUGACCUUGUCAUGAUUCAGGCUUACUAAUCCUGCACCUUUGUGGACCCUGAAUGGCAGUCCUGCAGGACAGUGCAUACCAUAUGCCUUUCCACAUUGGUGUCUACACAAGGCCUGAAUAGAGUGAACAGUGUACGCUGUUCAUGUCCUUGUUAUGAUAUUGCAAGACAAGGGCUCUGCAGAUACUCACACUUUCUGAGGUUCGGUUAUAGGGUUACUUCUCCUGAGUAGGAAAUGAAAGUGGAGAUAAUUAAGCACUUUACCUCUGAUCUGUUUAUUCAAAAUCAAAGUUAGGAUUUGAAUGAGCUAGAGCAGAGGAUAUUGUAGUCCCCAAAUGAUGGCUUUCUCUGUAAAUAUGAAGGGAAGCAUUACCUCACAGAGACAACAUCACUCUGGCCUCUUGUCCCUUUUAUGCUCUUAUUGCUGUUCACCCACCCCUUCCCCCUUAGCUCAGCUUAGCAAUUUGUCCUGUUCCUUCUGGUCAGCGUCAGCUUUCUUUGUUCCUGUGUAGAAACUCUCAGAGCCAUGACUGUUCUUUCACUCAAGUUGCUCUGGUCACUGAUAAAUGUCCCUUCCCUUCUCCUGGCCAGCCUCCUCUGUAAAUCUGUUUGUCAUUGGCCAUGAAUUAUUUGCCUUUGGGAGGUGUCUCCUGCCACUGUGGGCUAAUAUAAAGCAUACUAUAGAGAACUCAACUCAAAUAAGUUAUAAGAAGUGACAAGUCUUUUGCAAAUGAAGUCUAUUCUUCAUUGAGAUGGUGGGGAGUGAUGGUGGAGGAAUUAUUGGAAAGAUGUGGCAAAUCUUAUGGCAACUUGUGAGAUGCUUAGUGAAAAUGAAAAUGUGAGUUGAGAGAGGGAUAAUUUUUCUUCUCAACAGUCUGCAUAGUCCCACUCCUGGGAAUGGGGAUAAUUAACAUUUUAGAGCAAAAUCCAUCUCAUUGUGAGAUUUUUAUUUUAACCAAUGAACCAAAGGGUCUGGUGGGAGAAUACUAAUACAGCCACCCUCACAAAAAGGACAUUGACAAAUCUACUGGAUCAACCAAUGAACCAAAUUUCAGGUAGUUUUCUCAUGAGGUAUGCAUGUCAAGUUUUUGCAUAUGCAUACUAGCAAAAGGUGAUGGAGGAUAUAUGGAACAGAUACAGGCAUAUAAAAAUGCUCCCUUCAUGUCACAAAGCCAGGAGCCUGCACCUUAGUCUUAAGGUCCCCCUUGAUUAUUCGCGUUGAUAAUAGCUUUAGAAAGAGCUAGUGACCUCCCAAAUGUCCACCCCUUUAGUCACUCCCAGGGAGCAAAAGCUCAUCUGAAAUUUGGAGCCUAUUUCCUGAGUGUCUUCUGACCAAGGAUAGAAUAACAGCACUCUCCACGUUCACUUUAAACUUGAAAGGCAGCAGGAAGGGAAAGAAUGAAGAAAAAUAAAAAGGCAUUUUAUAAGGGCCACCUUCAAACCUAGUUGUGGACUAGGGGUUGUUUGAUCCAAUACCAAAAACGCUAGUGAAGGUAAAAGCUGCCCAGGCAGUAUCCACAAAGCAAGAGCUGCAUCACAGCUGCUUUCAGCUGUAACUGUGCCCACCAGAGAUGAAUGAGCAACCUGGGUCCUACCAUGUCUAUGAGAGCCUGAAUGCCCACAAAGAGUCCAGCAAUGAGUCCACCCCGAGCCAGUGCCCAGACCCUUUGGACCACAGCACACAAAGAGCCUUUGACCAUCACCCUGGUCAGAGAGGGAGUGACUCAUUACAACAGCUCUAUCUCAGAAUCUGAGCCAACGGGUCCUGACUUUAUCUGUCCUCCUUGCAGAAAGGAACUCACACGGAGGUGUGGCAGAAGUAAAGCUUCAAGGUAUGUGGCCAUAGGAGUGUUGAGGGCUGAGCUUCCUGCUUCUCUUAAAUAAGGAUUUAUUACCUGUUUUCUACAAAUGCCUGCCUGAAUCCUCAGUCCUGUUCACAACAGCCUAUAUAGUUAACUAUCAUUGUCAUGGUCACAAUUGAACUAUAAUUGAUCAUUUUCUUUUGAAAUCAAGGUCUAUUUUAAUGUUCCCUCUGGCUGGGAUGUAAGAACACCUGCAAACCAGACACUAGACCAUGAAGUUGCCUCAGGCUGCAUUGUGCUCUCAGUAACUUAUAAAUUGCUUCCAUAUAUUCACCUGCAUGUCACCAGCUGUAACUAAUUUAAUCUCUUCACCACGUGCCACCACAUGCUUGUGCGCUUCCUCAACACAACACGUAAUUUCAGUCAUUUUCUGGUACUUGGAAGUGCAAUUAGAACUGGAUGGGCAGACACACUGGUUUGUCCUUUACAUCACCAGGCUUGUAGAUCACUGACACCACACCUGAAGGUUUGACAGAAAUGCCCAGGCUUCGUAUGAAGCAAGCAUUUUCUUUGUGAAGGAGUAACCUAGUUAUCCUGCUGAGUGCCCUCUUUUAUCCCGUGGAACCCACAUUGUCUUCUGCUGUCCCAUUAAUGGAUCAGUGCUAAGAGAAUGGAGAAGCAGGAGCCAGAAUCCCUGGGAACAGACAGUCCUUUGGCUGAGAGACAUCUAUACCAUGUGUGUAUACAUCUCUUUAAAGAGAUGAGCAAGGGUGAUGAGGCCUAUUCUCAAUGGAGGAAGGAGUGGGGAUGAGUGCUUUGAGAGAUUUAUUCAUUUUCCUGUCUACCUCUCCCAGGGUCAGGAUCAGGGAAGACGUCAAGACUUCACAUGGGCAGGAAGUACGUUUAUAUAAGCAUACAGGUAGAACUCUUUUUGAGAAAUGCAUGAGCUGGUAAAAAUAUCCUGUCUUAGAGGUGAAUGUGCUUUGAAGUUAAGCAUGGCAUGAACAGGUCUUUUUUCUUUCAUCACGUUUUCACUAUUUCAUUUUCUUUCUUCUGUUUUAGUUUCUGGAACUUGGAGCAGUCUAUAUCCUGGGUUAACUAUAAGCCAUUACUCUCAAGCACACAUGCAUAUUAGGAUUAGAAGUUGAAAAAUCAUAGAGCUUGAACAAGUAGAUUGUGUUUAAUGUUUGCAAACCAGAGUCCAACCAGUCUAGUACAAUCAAUGCCACUGUAUUUUAAGGACUAAGAGGAUUAUGCUGUACGUUCAAGCACAUGUAUUGCAGAUAAGAGAACUUGGUCACAAGAUUGCUCCUGAGACUUGCUUACUUUCAGAACAUUUACUCUGGCUAUUCAUUUGUAGAAGGCAUAAGAAUGACCACACAGAAAGUCAAAGUCAUUUCUUGAAGAUGCUUAACUUAAUUCCUAUGUGAAAGGCACUGAACUACACCAGUUUCCACCCUGACUCAGUUUCCCCUCUUUGGACAAAGAUGCAAUCAUCCAGAUCAACAGUAGCCCACCCAGGCCUCCACCAUUCUAAGCCUGUGGUAUACUCAGAAUAACUCACAGAAGAGUUGGUAUGUGGAUGCAGGAUAGGUUGCCCAAACCAUUUCUCCAAAUGGGCUACUUUGGCAUGGAAACAUGAUCCUUUUAAUUUUACAGAUGAAAAAGUUGAAAUAUGGUGAAAUGGAAUGUUUAGCCAAAACUAAGGUUAUAUAGAAAAUUCUUUGCAUAACCCAGACUUGUCCAGCUCAGUGAGCAAUAUUGCUUUAAUUGUCCAUCACACUCAAAAUUUUAAGCAUCUAGUAAUGGAGGAAAAUCAUGAAACCAGGCAGCUGAUUUAGCCAAAUAUUUUCCAUGAGAUUUUUUCAUUGUCUGUCUGUCUCUGUCACACACACACACACACUUAAGUGCACAGAGACCAGUCAAAAGGGGCCACAACAAGGCAGGAAUUUGAAAACCAGAAAUAGGUUCAAAAAGUUUAAGUAAUGAAGAAAGGUUGAAAGUAAAAAAAUGAUUUUCAAUAUUGUGGGUUAAGACAUUGAGUAUUUUUUAUUAAAAAUUUUUAUGUAGCAUGUAAAACAAAUAAAAAGCUCAAGAAAAAACUGGGAGAGAGGAUUUUUUUUUUCCUAGAGUGUUGCAUGGGAAUGGGAGUCUUCAGAAAUGUAUGCAGGGGAGUCAUGAUACUCUCAAAGUUUUGGUCAAGUCAGAGUGAGGAAGACCACAUGAACAUCAAGGGAACACCUCUAUGAAAUUUAACAAAGUUCAAACAUAGCAAGCCUAAUUCUACUACUAUGGCAUUAAUUAGCCCUAGCACUAUAACUGGAAGUUAUAACUGGCAGUUCACUUAAACAAUGAAUUAAAAGAAAUUGUCCUUCCUUAUAACAAUUAUUGCGUAAAUCCUGAAGGAAAAGGAGCAUGGGACUUCCAAAGUCUAACAAAUGUCUCCUGAGAAUACCUGUGCAGUCUUGAUUUUGCCCUGCAAUUGCAAUUGUGAACUCUUUAAGCACCCAUGAACCAAAUCCUCUAUCUCCCUUCUCCUGUGACCCAUCUGUUCAUGUUUGAGUACUGUAGGGCUCAGCACUAUCAGGCUUUCCAAAGAGGAUGGUGUUGGUAGUUUCCACCACUAGACAGAUUAUGCCUCAUAUACAGAGAAUUCUGUGUAUACCAAGAACACUGGAAGACUUCUAACAUCCUCAAUGAAUUUUUCUUCACUUAAUCAGUCUGCCCUAUCUUUAAAAGGAAGAUGAGAGGAAGUAGAAGGAUGACAGAGUCCUCAUAUAGGUAAGCUGAGUGUUCUUUGCCAUCACCUUCACAAUGAAGUUAUCCCUAGAGCCUAGUUCAGAAGCCAGGUUUCAGGGAAGGCUAUGUGCAGAGGGAAGAGGUAAUUUUCCUACAGUGCAUGGGGAAGCGGAGUGGAGGCAGGCACCAGGGUCCCACUUAAGCUCAAAGUUCAGAAUCAAAGUAAUCAGAAAUAUCUUUUAUUUGCUUUCUGCCUCCUAAUAGGUGCCAUGAAAUCUUAGCAGAAGCUAAGAGCACGAUAGGGGCUGUUCUACCUUGACUGCAUUGCUGACUUCAUUUUUCACAUGAAGGUCAUUACAGAUAGCAAAUUAUGAUGCUACAUAAUAAGUGAUGAAACCAACAAGUGAUGAAUUUGGAGUAUCUUAUUCCCCUGGUGCUACAACUUCUGUUCUUUAGGGUAAGGGAUGGAGGGGGAAUGGAAUAACAAGAUUCAUGGGGACUCUAAAGCAUGAACAGAGCAUUACUUAAUUUAAACCAGAGAGGUCUUGGUCUUAGUAAACAUUAAAGUGGAAAUGAAGAAGAUCACCCUCAAGCAAAGCUUCUAGUGGUAUAGCUCAGGGAAGCAUUACAAAGUCUCUCAGAGGAAAUACAAAUUGCCCCAGACUGAAGGCACGGAACCGUAGUAUACAAAAUCAGGAUAACAUACUAGUGUAAGUCAAUUUCAGUGGGCCUAGGUGAUGAGGUAUCCUACGGAAAGCCAGAGGAAGAUCAAGACAAUUUCGGAACCCUCUCAGCAGCAGCAGCCACAGGAACUUGAGCUCUUUCACAUUGAGCUUGAGGGCAGAAUAUACCUCCUGUUGACAUUGUAGAUGUGCUUUCUUCCAAAGCCAGAUUGUCCAUUUGGUCAUUGGCACCUGGGUAGCUCACACAUCUCCUUGGCCUCAUCUGCCUAACUAUGUAUGGGUAAGGCCUGUUAGAUAGGAAUCGGACAUUUUGUGGCAGUCAGAAGACAAAGAAUUCUUAACUCCUGAAUUUCAACACUGUGCCAUGGAGGAGGAAAAAAUCCUGGAAAAAUCUUUCUGCACAAGAACAUCCAACCAAUCAGGAUGGUGCAGUGUUCGAGAUUUACAGCAUCUCCUCUUCAGUGAAACAAGCCAUAGCAACGUUACUCUCUGUCAUAUAUUCUACUCGUGCAUGGAAGGGCGAGAGUUGCUUUUGCCUAGAGAGCAAUGAGACCAAGAAUACAACUGAUCUGAGCCAGUUAUGGCUGUCUUCUGCUUUUCUUAGUUUUCUCUUUGUUUCUACCACAUGGUGGGGAAAUUUACUGGUAAUCACCAAUCAAACAUCCUAUGGCAAACUAUGACCUGGAAAGUCAUAAAGGAAAAGCAUAAUUAACCUAUCUCAUUUGAUCCUGACAGUUGUUGGUUCUUAUUCUCUCCUCCUAAGCCAUCGCUUCUUUGAGGAUCUUUUUUCCUUUCCUGGGCAGCCAUGUUUCCAAAGAAUUUCCACGGUAGAUGAAGAGAGAGGUAUAAUAGGAAGCAGACAAAAAUACCUCCGUUUUCAGCCAUUGCGAAAGGCGUUUCAGUUAAGGAUCCUCUUUCAGAUUCCUCACAUGAGAUUGUUUCUGCCCUCUUUGGCAGCGUCCUGGUUAAACUUCAUCAUCUUGAUUUCCCUCUUAACCUUCCUUUCUUAAGAAGGAUGUUUUUCCUUAAACUGAAUUCUUGGAUUGUUGAAUUCAUGAUAGUCAUGUAUCGUGCUCUCUCAUAUUUUUCAACUUGAAAAAUUAGAGUCAAUAAAGAGAAUGAGAAGCAAGCAGACGAGGACUUGAUCCUAGACACUUCAAACUCAAGGUCAAGUGCUGGCAAAGAAUCCACCAUGGUGUUAGUGGAGAAGCAUGGGUUCUUAAACAGGAGGUAACUGCUCUAAGAGUAUGCACAGGACAGAGUCCUUGGUUGGGAUACUUGUGUGUGCAGAGGCACGCUGUGAUUUUUCCUUUUUUUCCCCUCUCAUCACAAACCCUCUGUGAAGGAGGGUCCUUGGUUUUGGUUUGAAUACGUUAUUGAUGCAUGCCAACCUCAGCUCUCCUGAGCCCAAGUUCAUGGAAGGCAAAUGUUUCUAAAAACCUCAUCCAAUGAGUUAUUGCAUAUUAAUCAUUAACCCCUAACAUUGUGUAUUUACUGGAAUAAUAGUAGGCAUAGUAGGUAUAAGCAAAUUCCAUGAGAAGAAAAAGGCUUUGUUCUGAAAAUGCUCUCCAUGGAGCUGAGCAAGAUCCAGAAGGAAAGCAGAGUGAAUCCAUAUUGAGCGGUUGGGGGAGGAAGAGGCCUGACACAUCCAGAUGCUCUGCUUAUUCCCUAGGAGACUGUUUGCCAUUCCCUAUGGGCUCUGGCAGGAGAAGCAGCUGUGCUACCAUUGAUUGCUCAGAAAUGGUGACAGACCGACUUCAGAGAGAGUCAUGGGCUUUCUUCCAGGAAGGCACUGAUGAGCAGUGUGCUGCAGUGCUUCAAAAACUCUACAAACCUUUAGAGCAGCUUCUCUCAAGUGAUUUCCGUUCUGCAGCUGAAAUGUUCUGACAAGAGCCACCUCAUGCUCAUUGUCAUUACCUUUACUUCAAUUGAGAAGCCAAUGGCACUGAAAACAGGUUUUACCAUGGGAAUAGAUUUAGGUGAAACUUUUCAAUUUUGGAAUGAAUUUGAUCACAAAAUUAGGUCACCUCUGGGAAAAAUCUAAUUUCUACCCAUCCUUAGUGAAAACACCAGAUUUGUAAUCUGGUUACUGUUUGUUUGGGCAGGGAUAUUGGUAGAAUAGGUUACAAAUAUAGAUUGUAGAGACUGAUUUGAUCCUGAUUAAUAUACACGUGUUAACAUAGAAUUUAUUGACUCAGACAUGAUCUUUGAAGUUAUAAGAUAUCACAGAAGGGUAGUAGAUCAUAUGUUUUUAGUAAUCAAGGAAGGCUUCAAUGUUAAAUCAUCCACCCAAACAUUCUGACCUGUAAUUUAGGAUUGAGGUUUAGGCAUCAAAGUAGGAGAGAGACAGUGACCCAUCAUUUUAUGAGACUAGGGGUCAUUUCCUCUUUUAUUAAAAUAAUAAACUUGAGGUCAAUUCUCAAAUCAGAAAGAAACAUUGAAAGUGAGCUCUGUGUUUGCCAUUUAGAAAUUUGCUUACAAUUUACAACAAAUAUACAAGUUUGGGGUUUUCUUUACUUUUCCAGAACACUUAUUUUAGGUAGAUUCGACCUCCAGUGUCAUAGCAUGUACUGGAUAGAGUAGUUAUCCAUGCAUUGACAUUUGCUGAGUGGAAACCCCAUACCUGACCAGUCUCAAUCCUGGGAUACAAGAGUGAUCAGCGUGAGGUCAAUAUCCUCUUGAAGUUUACAUGUAUAUGAGAGGAAGGAGACAAAGAACAAUUACAACUCAUGUCAGGUCCUCAAAGCAUUGUGAAAACAGAUUAAAGGGAUAGAGAAGGUAGGAUCAGUAUGAGGUUUACAGGGUGAACAGCAAAAGUUUCUAUGAAAAGCUGACAUUUGAAUAAGGCUUACAGGAAAUGAGGGGAUGAUGCUUGGGGCUUCCUAUGCCAAGAGCUUUUCUUCAGGCUAAAAGCAACUACAAAGGCUCUGGGAUGAAACCACUUGCUUGGCAUACUUCAGGAAGAGCCAGAAGGUCACUGAGGAAGGAGACUGUGAGAAGGUCAGAGGUGGCAGUCGCCCAAGUCAUGUCUGUGUAGGCCAUUGUACAGGUUUGGGUUUGACCAAGAGUAAAAUGAGAAGUUGCUAGAAGGUUCUGAGCAGACAGUGAUGUGAUCAGACGUUGAUUUACAGAGAAACAUUGUGACUGCUGUGUUAAGACUAUUCUGUGAGAAGGUAGAAGUUAAAGCAGCAGUGAGACCAUUGCAAUAACUCAGUUAAAAGAUGGUAGUGGCAUGGACCAUAGUGUUGGUGGAAGACGUGAUAAGAAGUGGUUGGAUUCUGGAAACAUUUUUAAGAUCAGAUCUGACAUGGUUUGCUGACGCAUUAGGUCUUGAGUAAGUAAAAGAAAAGAAUCAAAUAUAACUUGAACUUGAGGCCUGAGAUAUUGGAAGUUUGGAGUUGCUGGUAAUGACAGAAAUCCUACUGGUAAAGCAGUUAAGGAAGAAAGCAUGGUAUGUUGAAGGUGUCUAUGAUAUCUCCCAGAGAUAUUCCAGUUAGGGAUUUGGAGAUUUGAAUAUGGAUUUCAGGGAAGAAGUACAGCAUUCAGGUGGGUAUUUGAAACUAAGACUGAAUCUACAGAGUGAGUACAGAUAGUUCCCUGGACUGAUUCCAGGGGAAAUGUUCAAAGUCACAAGGAAUAAGGAGAGACUAGAUUGGGGAGGAAUGGCCAGGAACAAAUCAAGUGCAUUAUUAAGAAUAAGAUUGUAUGAAAACAUGAAGGUCAUUCCAUUGUUGACACAGCAGAAGUACUUGUGGGGACAAAGGUGUUGGGGAUGGAUUCAAGAAAUAUUGGGGGGAGAUGAAUUGAAGACCACAUGAAUAGGCAACUCUUUUAGCAGUUCUGUUGUGAAGAGGGUAUAGAAAUAGCAAAAAUAGCUGGCCAUGUGGGUUCUAGGAGGGAUGUUAUUUUAAGGGGGAGAGCUAACAGUCUACUUUAUGCUGACCAGAAUGAUCCAGGGAAGAGGGAAAGUUGAUGCUUAAGAAGAAUAGACAACAGCUGCCACCUCUUUAAUGAGGUGAGAGGGGACAGAAACUAAUGCACAGAUGGAGGGACUGUAUUAAAUUUCCCAAUGUGGUUGUUGACACAAAGGAGGGCACAAAUGCAAGGGGAUUGGAAAGUGUGAUGGUGAGAGUAUGUCUUUUCUGAAUGUUAAUACAUGGGGAGUUCAUCAGAUAAGACUGAGAAUGGAAUGAGUAUUGGAGGUUUUGGAAGAGAAGGUGGCAUUUGUUAGUUUAUAGCCAUCCAGCAGCAAAAAGAAAGAAUCAACAAAAAUUUAAAAGAUCUACUAGGUGCCACAAAGGACUUACUUGAGGUUUUCAUGGUCAUGAGUAAAGAAAAUGACGAAAUUUUCUUCAGUCACAUUUAUCUGUUGACAUAGAGUGAAGAGUUGGAUUUAAGCAGGGUUGGCAUUUAAUCAGGCAAAUGCAAUGAAAGCAGCAAAUGAUGUGGAAUUAAGUGCAAAUGCAAUGUAGUGAUAAUAAUGAUUGGCCAAGGAAUCUAAGCUGGGAGAGGAGAAAAGUGAGGAUUUGGGGAGAAUGGGGAUUAGCCAAGGAUAGUAGGCGCAGGGAGUUGUGAUACAGGCUGGGGUCACCAAAUUACAGAAUCAGGGUCCCAGAUGGAGUAAUCUAAGAAAUUAGGAUCUGAAUCGGAGAGCUAGCUGCUUGCAGUUGAAAUUAGGGAGGGGUUGUGUUAAUUGGUAAUGAAAUGUGGGGUCUUGUGUGGAAAUUUUUGCUAAUUUGGAGAAAAAUAUUAUGGAAGGAGCAGCGGUCAAGGAACUGAGGGGAUAGGAUCUGGGAAUGGUUAUAUAAAUCCUGAAGUCAACAAAAUAUUGAAUUCCAUAUGACAAAUGUAUAUUUUCACAUAAUGUGGGAUAGAGAUUUAAGUAUAUUUUAAUUAUUACAUUAAGAAAAAUGAAUAGCUAGUAUAGUCUGAUUUGCAACACUGCAUUUCAUUGCUGUAUGCCUUUUUUUUUUUUUUUUGACAGGCAGAGUUAGAGAGGCAGAGAUAAAGGUCUUCCUUCCAUUGGUUCACUCCCCAAAUGGCUGCUACUGCAGGCCACUGCGCUGAUCUGAAGCCAGGAGCCAGGUGCUUCCUCCUUGUCUCCCAUGCGGGUGCAGGGCCCAAGCACGUGGGCCAUCCUCCACUGCCUUCUAGGGCCACAGCAGAGAGCUGGACUGGAAGAGGAGCAACCAGGACAGAAUCUGGCACCCCAACCGGAACUAGAACCCGGGGUGCUGGCACUGCAGGUGGAGGAUUAGCCUAAUGAGCCACAGCACCGGCCUGGUGUAUGCUUUUCUAAGGAAGGGUGAUGGAGGGUGGUGUGGACACAUCACUGAGGAACUAGGAAGGCACCUAUUCCACCACCAGGCCUUGUGGCACAAGGAGUGCAUGAGAAGAAAUGUCUUCCACUGGAAUGGGCAGCAGGACCCUCAAGGAAAAGCCACAUGUCUGUGAGAGCAAGUAAGUGAAGGAAAUGGCCAGGGCUGUGGCUGGUGCUGAACUGCAGACUCAUGUGAAGGAUUUGGGAAGUUAGUAGUGGAUGGGCAAUGGGUCAAGAUGGGAGAUGUUCAUGGUCAGCUGGGAAUGGAAGUAUGAAUGAUAACAGAUUUUGUAGGUGUCUUAGACUCCACAGUGAUUUUCCUAAGCAAGGUUCAUGGAUAUUUUGGACUGGCCCAGAAGGUCUUUGUCAAACUAAGGUGGUCAGGCUGCAAGUGCUGGGGUUAGCUCCUGAUGUCUCCUCCUUCAACCCUGAUGUUUGUUUAACUUCCAUUAAAAACUCCACUGCCAUCUGUGAUAGGUCACAGCAUAUUUUUAUAGACAUCAGCAAGUGGGAUCCUGGUCUGAGGCUAGAUUUUGACUAUUUACCCAAGAAAGAACACACUUUCACAGUAAGUCUUGUCCUUUCCAUUUUAAAGAUUCCCAACUAAGUCAGUGUCCUUACGGGAAAUUAUAAUUCAUUGUUCUUCCCUUAAAAAUAUAAUGAAUAAGGAGUAAAGUUCAAAGAAAAAAAAAAGGAAGGCAGCUUCACUUUUUACCCAGUUCUGCUAAAUGAAAAUCAUCUCAUUGUUCUUAUUUGAUAUUUUCUUUUGUGACAGAGGAACAGUGAAAGGAACAUACAGCAAUGAUGUCAGGUCUUUCAAAGCCUUGGGAAAGGAUUUUAGAAGCUCAGCAGAGGGUUAAUAGAAAAGACUGAGUCAGGCUGCAUGACAAGUGGGAAAGGGAAGACUUUGGGGCAAAGCCUGACAAAUAUAACUUUGUCCAAGGGAGGCAGUUGAAGAUUUAGUGACAGCAAACAGCCUGCCCACAAGAACAUUCCACAUACUUCUGGCACAGAUGAUGUGCUGAUUCUCUUUCAUUUCUUAUACCCUUUAAGAGUCCUAAUGUGAAGUGAAACAGAAGCUGUUCAGCCACUUCUGGUGGUCUCAUGCUCCAAAUCCCCCAGAAUCUUAACAGGGCAUGAAUGUGGUCACAACCACUGCUGCUGCUAGCUCAGCUGACCAGUCCUCCAGUGAAGGUAAACCCUUGAGCUUGGCCAUAUUCCAUCUGGCAUUUCCCCCACAAGGUGAAAUCGUGUUCAUCCUGGUGCCUCAGACGCCAUGUCUUAGAUUCUUGUGUUGGAAAGGUAUUUCGACCAAUUCAGAGGGUUAUUCCUUGCUACAUACAGGGCAAAUGGAACUCUACUUAAGAAGGCAGAGGGCAGCAAAGAAAGCCAGGGAUGAUUUUAUUGUUUACUCUGUUUCCUUUAUGACCUCCAACAACCCAGCUUUUCCAAGGUGAGCAGAAAACAACAUGGCUUCCAUUUACUCUGCCUCAGAUUUUCCUUCCUUCAGGAUGCCCCCCCACCCCUGGUUGAGUAUGCUUGAGAAUUUUCAGGCAGCUGGUGGAGGGGACAAAUUAAUGGGAGAGAAGGCAUCUUCCUCACAGGAGCUUUGUCACUCAAUGACCAUCCCAGUGUUAAUGCUUCAGAAUAGCUCUGAUGCGUGUGCAAACAUUGUAAGGGAGCUAGAUGGCAGGCUACCGUGGAGAUUACAGAAGGGACGGGUUGGGCAGUGAGCUCUUGUCCCAGGGAAAACCUUUCUUUCUACUGGACAGCAGCCAGUGCUCCAGCAGUAUCAUAAUUACACUUAGCCACAAUGAUUGGGGUGUGUGUGAGUGUGUGAGUGUGCAAAUAGAGAGAGAGAGAGAGAGAGAGAGAGAGAGAGAGAGAAAGGGGGGAGCACACUAAGUUUGUAUCCAUUGUUGCAUUGGUUGCAAAUGUAGAGCUGUGGCCCUCCUGAGGUAACAUGGCAGAAGGGGAAAGGUCACAGCUUUCCCAUGGGUGUCCUCCCCAGGGGAAGCACAGAUGUCUCGGUGGGGCCCAGAUCCCACCUCUCCCUGGGGCUGGCUCUCCUUCCUCUUGACUCUCAGAUCCCCAGCCCAUCCACCUCCAAGUUUUUUCUGUUUUGUUUUUGUUUUCUGUAAAUAUAUAUUUCAUAUUUUGGACAUGCAGGGAUCAAUUGAGAUUCUGGAGUGGGGGGGAGGGGGUGGAUGACUGGGUCUUUUUAUUUUUUCCUUUCUCUUGGAUUUUGGUGUUUGAACUUGAAAAAAAAUAAUUACAAGUAUAUAUAUAAGCAAAUGACUUACCUUUAACAAAAGAAAUAAGUUGAUUUCAUUCUUUUGAUUUAUCUUGUUCUCAUUGGGGUUGGGUGGGGGUGGGGGGCCUUUUGGGUGGAGGGCUUUUUUGUGAGCUGUAUAGAUUUCCAGUUUGGACUUGUUCAAAUGAUGCAGGAACAAAAAUCAAAACGAAUUAAAAAAAGACAACAUAAAAACAGGAAAACUUUGUGAUGUAUAAAAGCUGUAAAUAGUCAAAGAUUCUUUCUCUUUUCUAAUGGCAAAUUAUUUCUGUCACUUUAUAUUCAAAAAAUAAAGAAACCUACCGCAAAUUAUCAGGGUAAAAAAAAAUCCAGAAUCAGAGUUCUUUUUUUCCCCCCUUGGUCUUUGUGCUUUCUUUGUCAUGUUUCAGAGAAAAUUAUUAAAGCUGAUUAGCCAAUUUUACAAAUACCUAAGAGAAACUACGAAGGAAGGGAGGAAGGGAGGAAGGAAGGAUUGGUUUGUUUGAGCUCAUGGUUUGAGGUUCAUAGUCAAGAUCAGGUGACUUCGGUCUCAAGUCUGAUGAGAGGAAAGGAUGGUAGAACAAAGAAUCUGUUUCUCCUAUCUGAUGCUAUAAUCCCGUAGUUAUAACCUGGCAGGAGUUUAAGUAAUUUUGAUCCUACCACACUUUUUCUUUCCCAUAAAAUUCCUUCUUUACCAAAUAAUAACUGUCAAUUACAUUUUGUUUUCAGUACAGAAAAUUUUAAACACAAAGGUAGACAAGAAUGGUAAAAUGAACCCAUGAAUCCAUCACACAGCUUUAAUAAUUAUCAAGUUAUGCCAAUCUCAUUUCAACCUUACUCCUACUCACUACCCCCUCCUAUAUUAUGUUGAAGCAAAUUCUAUAAUUGUAUUAUUUCAUGUAUAAACAUUUUUGUGUAACCAUAAUACCAUUAAUAACAUCAAAGUUCAGCAACAAUUCUUUAAUGGCAGAUAUCUAACUAGUAUUCAAAUUUCUAAUUAUCUGAAAUCUAAUAUUUAAAAGGAUUUUUUUAAUGCUAAGUCAAAUGAGCUCCACAAACUUGGUUACUAUUUCUCAAAUUUAUUUUGAGUCUACAAGUUCAUCUCUAAAAGUCUUUUUUUCCUGGAAAUUUAUUUAUUAUGCAACAGGAGCAUUUUAUCCCUAUAGGGUAUUUGACUAAUUGUAUCCCCAUGUUAAUGACUAAUAUGUACCUCUGUUCUCUGUCUUUCCUAUAAAUUUCUAGCUAUUUUGCUCUUUAA
Oryctolagus cuniculus (rabbit) is the source of this 30441-nucleotide messenger RNA. The record is from RefSeq and is a predicted model, not a curated record. Lineage: Eukaryota; Metazoa; Chordata; Mammalia; Lagomorpha; Leporidae.